Molecule: messenger RNA, 939 nt
Organism: Coccomyxa subellipsoidea C-169
Lineage: Eukaryota; Viridiplantae; Chlorophyta; Trebouxiophyceae; Coccomyxaceae
Product: mitochondrial carrier
Exons: 6
Coding region: 1-939 (312 amino acids)
Biological process (GO): transmembrane transport
Cellular component (GO): mitochondrial inner membrane
Molecular function (GO): S-adenosyl-L-methionine transmembrane transporter activity
Source: RefSeq, a predicted model, not a curated record
AUGUCAGACAAGGCUCUGGCCGCUCCUUCCACCGUCAAGGCCAGCAAACCCAGGUAUGUAGUGGAUACUGAGGCCCCUACAUGGCGGGUGGUCCUCGGCAACAUCGCUGCCGGCGCCACGGCUGGAGCUGUGGUGGAAGCUGCCCUCUACCCCCUGGACACGAUAAAGACGCGGCUACAGACGGCCACGUCAGGGGGCGGCCUGCGAGCACUCUGGCAGUCCGGCGGCAACAAAGCGCUGUACAGCGGCGUGCUGGGCAACCUGGCGGGCGUGGUGCCGGCCUCCGCCAUAUUCAUGGGCGUGUACGAGCCCGUGAAGACCGCUGUAGAGCGCCGCGUGCCGGAAAACAGGCAGUUCCUGGGAUCUCUGUCAGGCGGCGUAGCUGCCGGCCUGGCCGCCUCCUUUGUGCGCGUGCCCACAGAGGUCGUGAAGCAGCGCAUGCAGACGGGGGAGUUUACCGGCGCGAUCAGGGCAGUGCAGGGGAUAGUGCGGAGAGAGGGCGCGAGGGGCCUCUUUGCGGGCUAUGGAUCUUUCCUGCUGAGGGAUCUCCCCUUUGAUGCGAUUGAGUUCAUGGCGUACGAGCAGCUGAAGAAGGCGUACAAGGCUUCGCUGAAGCGUGGCACCAGCGGGCGGACAGAGCUGUCUGCAGGAGAGACUUCAGUGGUGGGGGCGCUGGCCGGGGCAGUCACUGGGCUGGUGACAACGCCCCUGGACGUCAUCAAGACGCGGCUCAUGACGCAGGGCGUCAGCCGAAAGUAUGAUGGCAUCUUUGACUGCGCCCGCAAGAUCGCACAGCAGGAGGGCACUGCAACCUUCUUCAAGGGUUGGGAGCCGAGGGUGCUGUGGAUCAGCAUAGGCGGCUGUGUGUUCUUUACAGCGCUUGAGGAGGCAAAGAAGUUGUACGCUCCCAAGAAGCAAGUGUCAUGUUGCUCAUCGUGA